AGUCUUAUCAGAUCCAGCUAUUUCUUUUCCAACCGUCAGGCCGUAGCCUUUUCAUUACCCCACCAAAAGAAUAAACACCAGCACACACGCCAUUUCCAUAGUUAACCUCUUAUUCCCGUUUUUCUCAAUUCCUUUUCUUCUGCGAACAUUUCACAUUACCUUCUCUACAAAUCCAAUUCUCCAAUAAUCAUGUCGUCCGCACCCCACGAUAUCGCCGCCGAGUCAUCGUCCGCCGCGCAUCCUCAACCGGAUCUCCCGGCCUUACCAGUCCCCGAACCGCCUGUAUUCGUGAACCCAAACAACAACAACAAUGCCAACUCUGAGCCCUUUCCCGCGCCUUUCCCCGCGCCUGCGAGACACGCAUCCGGCACAGUCGGCGGCAUUUCCACAGAGGUCAUGUGCAUGCAGUUCGCGGACAAGAUAUUGAUCACGAUAUCCCAGGGCGGGCGGCUUGCGCAAUGGGUACAUGUACCGCUUGAUCAGUCGAACCCUACAUACGCAGACACAUCGUUCCUGGGCGGGCAUGGCGCGGGCUACGGUGCAGGAUAUGACGGCAGCGGCGGCGCAGACGGAGAAGAAGAAGAAGAAGAAGAAGAAGCCAAGCCAGAUCUAUUGCCCCUGCCGCAUCUAACGCCGAGGACGAUAUUAGGCGGGACGGUGCCGGAGCGGCAAGUCCUCGGGCAAUUGUACGCGACGCAGAUAGCGAGCUCGAUAGCGAGUCGGGAUCCGGAAGAGAAGAGGAUGGUAGUGCUGGGGCUCGGGCUGGAAAAGGUGGAGAAGGACUCGGAGAGAGCGCGCGAAGCGUUUUUCGAUGUGAUGGAGCUGGUGCUUCAGGUUGUUUGAAAGUAAAACAUUCUUUGAUAUAUUUGGGAUCAUCGAGCGGCGUUUGGGGUUUAUUAGUUGCUGCCAGAUGAUCCGUUGUUGUCACACUGUGCCGGAUUCAGUCCAAGCAUUUAGGUAUUUUUGGGUAGCAUUUGAUGGCGUUUUGUAAAAUUGAUAUGAUCAGAAGGUAGUGGAUACUGGCUAUGGACACCUACGGCUUCUUUUUGCUGUGGAAAUGAUAGAACGGGCAGAUUACACUUGAUUUGCUCUUUGUCAAGCUAUUAAAAAAACGAAGGCACGUUGGAUUUCAAUGAUGAGACUCACGCUGGGCUGCAUGG
Messenger RNA from Xylona heveae TC161, 1160 nucleotides. RefSeq lists its product as hypothetical. The coding region runs from base 190 to 843 and encodes 217 amino acids. The transcript is spliced from 2 exons. Lineage: Eukaryota; Fungi; Ascomycota; Xylonomycetes; Xylonales; Xylonaceae. The record is from RefSeq and is a predicted model, not a curated record. Gene Ontology annotation, biological process: proteasome assembly.